UUGUAUUGAUUAUUUAUUGGAAACAGAAUUUAGAAGGAGUUAAGUGAUUUUAAAAGUUGACAGAUUCUUACAAGUUAAGUAGAGUUAACAAAUAUUCUUCAAAAUUCUAUCAAAUACUUUGAAUUGACUUUUGUAGAUUUUAUUGAUUUUUAUGGAUUUGCAUAAUGUAUUAUUUUCAAAAUAUUUCUUCUUAUAAGGCAAUGUAUAGAUAGAGAUCCUUUGGAGUUAGUUCGAUAUGCAAAGAGUGAAUGUCAAGCCUGGUUUGAUGCGAAUGAAGUGGUACAGCCUGUGGCACAUGAGAACAAUAUGGCGAGCCCCCAAGUCUUAAGCUUGGACAACAUAUGCUUGUUAGAUGGGUCUUGGACAGCAUCUGCCAAUUUUAGUGGAUGUAGAUGGGUGUGUAUGGAUAGCAGCGGGAACACUCAGCUUAUAGGGAUAAGAAAUAUUACUCGAUGUGAAUCAGCCUUGCACUCGGAAGUUGAAGCACUACAGUGGGCAAUGGAGAAUAUGCUCCAGCACUCAACAUGUCAGAGCUUUGGGACGGACUGCAAGGAUCUGAUUGCUACGCUAGAAGAACAUCAUGCUUGGCCAAGCUUUACGAUAAAAUUGGAGAAGAUCGAGACGCUACGGAUAUGCUUCCCGGAUUUCAGCAUCACUCAUGUUCCACGAUCGCAUAAUCAAUUUGCGGAUUUAUUAGCUAAGACUGCUAGAUCUUUCCACAGGGAGUUAAUUUUUAUUGGUUGUUCUAUUCCAGUCUGUUACUCAGACCACCUCAAACUUGAGUAAUAGAAUGGCGGUUUGACGUCAAAAAAAAAAAGACAAUGUAUAACAAUCUUUUCAGAACAUUUCCAAAAACAAAAUCUCGAUGUAAAUCAUAUACAAACAUCACGUAAUUGACACAAUGAUACCCAUAUCAUCUUCUCUUCUCCUUCUCCUUUUCUCCUUUUACUUAUCGUGUCCAGCUACAUACAGGUAUCUACUUCUCCUGACCAUUAUUUUCUAGCUCUUUUUAUAUUCAGUAGAAUAAAAUUAUUUUCCAGCCACCAUUGUUGACCGUUGUGUAUUAUUAUUCUACGUAUUGCUUUGUGUUUUGACUUCUUUUUGUGACUUUCGUCAUUUGAUUUUUGCUAGCUUGUGUUUUUGUCUUCAGUUUGAAUGUUUUUUAUUCGAUUGUUAAUUAUUUAUACUAACUACAGUUAGUUCUUGAAUAAGAUUACAAUGGAGGAUAAGGAAAAAGGUAAAAUAUAAUUCAUGGACUCAGGAUAAACAAAAGUAUUGAUUGAAUUACUUGUGAAGGAAAUUAAACGUGGAUGGCGUGAUUCUAAUGGUAUAAUAAACAAGGCAACGGUAGAAAAUAAAAUACUACCAGUCCUCAAUGAAAGAGUUGGAUGCCAGAAACUCCACAAACAUUAUCAAAGUAGGAUAAAGUUUUUGAAAAACCUAUACAAUAGCUAUGUUGAUCUUCAACGUAAUAGCUCUGGAUUUGGAUGGGAUUUUGAAACAAAAAGGUUUACAGCUUCUGAAGAAGUGUGGCAAGGAUAUUUGAAGGUAUUUUUUUUUUAUUUUACAUAAGUUUUGAUAUUGUAGAAACUCAUUAUUGUAUUUCUUUUGUAUGUUUAUAACACAGGCACAUCCAAACCACCAGUAUAUGCGCUAUGACUCACAUGAACACUUUGAAGAUUUGAAGAUAAUCUUUGAUGGUACAACUGCCAAUGGUGGCAAUUCACUUGGAUUAAGUGAUACUAUUGAUGCUAGUACUUACCUUGUUGGUGAUUAUCAAGUGAAAGAAAAGUUUGGUGAAAGCAAUGAUGAUGUUACUGAUGUGGCUUUUGUUUCAAAACAAAGUCUGAAAGGUCAUAGAGAAAAACUGAUCCCAAGAAAGAGGUCCAGAACUGACUUAUGCUACAAUUCAGAGAAGCUGAAGAAUGAUGACAAUGAUUCCAUUGUUGCUGUGAGCAAUAAGAUCCUUAAUAUCAUACAACAAAGGGAAGAGAGACAACAAAAAGAAGCUGAAAAAAGAGAGGAGAAACUCGAAUUGGAAGCUGAGCAACAAGAAGCUGAAAAAAAGAAAAACAAUGUUUGGGAUGCCAUGAAAGAGAUCACUAAUUUGGACCAGCGUACCAAAUUUAAAGCUGUGACUCUUAUCUAUUCCUUGGGGAUGAAAGAUGUUUUUGCAGAAAUGUCGGUAGAAGAACGCUUUGGUUGGAUCCAAACCAAUCUUAGCUAGAACUGAUCAUUGCUUCAGCUACAAGUGAUCCUUGUUUUAAUUUUAUAUUUAUUUGUUUUUUAUGAUAUUUGAGACUUUUUUUGAAUUUGCUUGAUUAAUAAUAAUAUGGAUUUUGAUAAAUCGGUUCUCCCUGAUGUGGUUUUCUCGUUUCAGCAUAAUAGUUGUUUGUUUGAUUUAACAGCUUUUUGUUGUGUGAUGUCAUGAUUUAUAACUGCAUGUUUCACUUGUUUACAAAAGUCGUAAGUUCUUUACGUUACGCUACGUCUUUAUCUCUAAGCCAUUACUUUAAUAAUAUUAUUAUAUGUAUGUAGGUGUGUUGUCAUGGUAGUGAUCAUAGAAGAAGAAGCAAACAAUAUGGAAGAUGACGAAACAGAUUUGGAUAUCAUGCUCGUAAUGCUGGAUAACCUAGCAAGAGCCUCUACAACCUAUAUGAAUCGCAUUGAACGUCCUCUUCGUCAGCCAAUCACGAACAUUGGUUAUGAUUACAUUCAGAAAGCAUUGAAGGAAGAACCGGCACACUUUCGAUCUUUAUAUCGUAUGUAUCCAAGCUCAUUUCUCAAGCUGUGUGAUCUUAUUAGGGUGAAAACUUAUCUGCGAGAUACUCGCAAUAUAUGCAUCGAAGAGAUGGUGGCUACAUUUCUCUUAACUAUUGGCCAGAGUUCAAAAUAUUGUUACACAAUAGACACGUUCAAGAGAUCAGUAUUUGCCACUAGUGAGAACUUCCAUAAGGUUCUAAAAUCACUGAAUACUUUAGCGCCAGACCUGAUGGCGAAGCCUGGAGUGACAACAUGUGCAAAGAUAAGAGAGAGCACAAGGUUUUAUCCUUACUUCAAGGUACGUAGUUCUGAUUUUGUCUAAAGUAUUAUUAAUAAAAGUUUCUUUCAAUAUUUUUUUUAUUUGACAUCUGAAUUUUUUAUUAUUACAGGAUUGCAUCGGAGCAAUAGAUGGCACACAUAUAUUUGCAAUGGUGCCGAAAUCUGAUGUGCCAAGCUAUCGUAAUCGCAAAGGAUUUGUAUCACAAAAUGUUCUCUGCGACUUGCAUUUUUGAUCUAGAAUUCAUGUAUGUUCUUAGUGGGUGGGAAGGUUCAGCUCAUGAUUCAAAAAUAUUAAGUGAUGCUCUAACAAGAAGCACUUGCAAACUAGAAGUUCCAGAAGGUAUGGGUGACAAAUUUUUUAGUUCAUAUUAUUAGAAUGUUCUAUGUAUAUACAACUUAUUUUGUAAUGUUUAAAUUCUGUAGGAAAAUUUUAUUUAGCAGAUUGUGGAUUUGCCAACCGUCAGAAGUUUUUAUCUCCAUUAAGAAGUACUCGGUAUCAUCUACAGGAUUUUACGGGCGAAGGUCGUGAUCCCAGUAACCAGAACGAGUUAUUCAACUUGCGGCAUGCGUCUUUAAGAAAUGUGAUCGAGAGAAUAUUUGGUAUCUUCAAAUCUCGGUUUCUGAUUUUCAAAUCUGCUCCUCCUUUCUCUUUUAAGACACAAGCGGAGUUAGUUUUGGCAUGUGCUGGAUUGCAUAACUUCUUACGUAAAGAGUGCCGAUCAGAUGCUUUUCCAGAAGAAGUGAUCAAUGAAAACCGUGAAGAAAAAGAAGAAUAUGGAGAACUGGGCACUGAAUAAGUAGGUCUUGUUGAAUCUCAGCAACGAGAGUAUGCUAAUUACUGGAGAAAUAUGAUAGCUUCUAAUAUGUGAGCCGAUGCAGCAGGAAAUGGAAAUCAACAGUGAUGGUGAGACUAAUUUAUUUAUUGAUAUUAUGGUUUGGUGUGUUCACGUAGACACAUAAAUUUUAUGGUACUUUGUGUUAUGUUUGGUGUGUUCCUCUUCUUAGUUUUCUUAUGAUAAUAAUCAGUCUUUGACUUUUGUGAUUUGUGAUUUUUUUGAAACACCAUUCUUUGUUAUCAAUGUGAGUUUGGUUUCUUCAUCAUUAUUGAAUCAAACGGUUGUUUUAUAGAUCAUGUGAGUUUGAUUUGGUGUGUUCACGUGAGUUUAGUUGCAAUAUGUGCAUGUUUUUCUUAUUACACUAGAUUUCAAAAAUCUUAUGAGAAUAUAUGAUAUUUUCAAAGUCUAGUUUUAUGAGUAAAAACAUAAGGAAUUCACCUUCCAAUAACAAUAGAGUUCAAUAGAAUGAUAAAAUCCAUAAUAACUAAACUUUAUGAAUAACAAAGGAUUUGAAUGGAAUUUAAAAGUCUUUAAACCAAUAACAAUGGAUUUUGAUAAGAGUUUUUAAAUCUGUAAACCAAUAACAAUGGAUUCUUAAAAUUUAUUAACUCUUUAGAAUUCUUAAACCAAUAACCUCCCUAAUAGACAAACAAUAUCAAUUACGAAUCACAGUUUUAAGUGGAAUCACAUGAUUAUAUUUAAUUGGCAUCUAAAUAAAAAAAAAGGACAAUGGCAUCACGAACACUUCACAUGUUUAUAUUAAAAUGUACCAGCAAAAUGUUUUUAUUAAAUGUAUCAGCAAAAUGUUUUUUUUUGUUAAAGGGCUUAUGGUGUAGCGGAAGCUACGGAUAGCGCAACUAAUCUAUUAAUUCUUAGAAUACCUAGAAUAAUUGCCUUCUUGAGAUCGUUGAGAGUCGAAGCUCUAUCCGAGAACAAGAUAAAAGAAAUAACUAUUACUCUGUAUUUUUAUUAAACGUCAAAAGCUGAUUUACAAUAACACAAACGACAUCUUAAAUAGAAAACACAAGACAAAACCCUAAUCUUAUAUAGGCUGUAACUGGUGAAUCAAAAAUGGAAUAAAUAGAAUAGAAAGGAAUGUAAUAAAAGGAAUAGAAUGCAGUAGAAAAAUGGAAUAUAUCCAUUCCAUUUAUUCCUUGACAAAAUUGUUACGGAAUGGUUUCCUUUGUAUUUGGUUUAUUUUUUUUGGAAUUGAUGGAAUGAGCAUUCCAUUUAAUUCAUGGUAACUGGUAAAUUUUUUUAUGAAAUUAAUGGAAUUGAUCAUUCCAAAGCAUUCCAUUCUAAAAAUAGGUAAUCAAGUUGAAGCCAUAUUAAAACAGAAAUCAUGACUUUGUUCAUGUGUAAUUUUUUUUAUUUGAACCAUCCUCUUAAAAGUUUAACAAGUUUUACAUAACUUAAUCAUCACAUCUUUUAAUAUCUUUAACUUAACAAGUCUAAAUAGUUUACAUUUUAAUUAUCAUAAAAUAUAAUUAGAAUUUCAAAUUAAAUUUAUUUUUGAUUAAUGAACAAAAAUUAAAUCAUAUAAAUAUUUUAAUUAUAUUUUAAUGAUAACUAGAUUUUGAUCUGCGCUUUAAAAGCGUGGGAUUGUCUAUUUUUGAAAUAUUAUAUUUUGUAAAAUAUAUUUUUGAAUGAAAAUAUAAUGUAUUUUGUGUAUAUGUGCAGUAGUUCUAUAAAUAUAUAAUCAUAAUAUAUUUUUUCAAAUAAGUUCAAUUUAUUAUUAGUGUAAAUGAAAUAAAGUGAUUUUAUUUAUAAAUCCAUGUAACAUUAUAUUAAACAAUUUGGGUUUUUGAUGGAUCCGCCCUUAAGUAAAAAAAUUUAAAACUAUCUAAAAGAAAUGAGAUCACUCGGUCCAACAAUGCACCUAAUUCGAUCAUCAAAAGUGACCCUUUACUUAUAAAGUAAAAAAAAAUUCUAUAACAGUAAAAAAAAUCGAUGGUGAAAAUCAAGGUCUACCACGUAUAUUCGAAAAAGACGACUUCACACUCAAGAAAUCGUAAGGUAUAAAUCGUUUGCUCAUCUUUAAAUUGUUUUGGUUCGAUUACUCUUACAAAAUAAGAAAUGUUUUUUUUUUCUUUUUUUUUGUUCACAGAACGUAAUAAAAAGAGUUUUCUUUCACAUAUCCUAACAUGUAUAUGAAGAGUUUCUUAAAUCUGAAAUAAUUUUAAAGGAACCGGAUUAAAAGUGAAACAAUACUACCACCGUAAAAGAGAAGUACUUUGAUACAAUUGUAAAAAAAAUUCAGUGUAUUACGCUUUACACUGAUAUAUUAUGUGACUUUAACAGAACUAUCUCUGUUUGCAUACCUCAUCCAAAUAUGAAAAGGAAGCAAAAUGAUGGCUUUUCUCCUAAAAGAAAAACAAAAGGUGAUGCAUUAUUCACAGCCGAACUAUAUUAGUACUACUUUAGUAAUAGAACUGGUAGGAAUGGUACAGGUAAUGGCUACAACAUUCUUUACCGAAUUGUUAGGUCAAAAGGGUUGAAAAAUGUUUGUUUCAGAAGAGCGUCGACGGUGUCAUAUUUAUAAUAAGAAGAAGAACUUCCGUGUGUUUAGGUAAAUCAAUAUUUAGGAAAUAACAGUAGCAUAUUCUAAAAUAUGCUAAAUUUGAAACUUGAUAGAUUUUGUGAAUCAAAAUAUAGUUUGUAUUUCUGGAUUUGAUUUUUUAAAAUGGGGAUAUGUGGUGACCAUAAUUUGGAAAACCACAUUAAAUAUAUUUAUAUGGCACCCUCGUUUACAUUAAAUAAUAAUGAUUGUUGCCUAAACUAUUUUCAUGAAUUAACUAAUAGAUUGAAGAAUAACAAAACGGUCAUAUAUUUAGGAGUGUAUUUAGCAAUUGUUAUGUUUUCUUGUGUUAAAUGAUAUUGCUUGUUGACCAAGUUUGAAAAGGUAAUAUUUUAUUUAGCAAAAUGAUAUUGAUUUUACAUUUUUUUAUUUUUAUUAUCAAAGUGAUUAUGAAAACAAUUAAAACGGAAUUGGGUUAGAAGUAUACUUAGUAUAUAAUUGGAUCAAAUAUAUAUUGGAAACUUGAUGAAAAAAAAAAAUAUAUUGUAAACUUCAAAAAUUACUAACUUGACAAAUAUUUCAUAAAUUGGAAACAGUUAUAAGCAUAAUAUAAAUUGGAGACAGUAAUAAGUUUAAUAUUCUGUGUAUAAUCAUAUUUUCAAUUCUUUUAGCUUUCGUUAUGUGUAUAAAUAUAUAAUCAUAUGUUAAAUUAUUUUACGCUUAGUUAAAUUAAAAGGUUUAGGGUUUGUAUAGUUUAUGGCUUUUAAAUAAAUUCUUAGGCUCGUAUUAAAUAAGUUUUUUUUUUGUCAGUAACAUGAACAGACUCAUAUAGAUUCUGCAAAUCACACUGUUAGCUCUGCAUCUAUAUGAACGACAGACGACGGUUGUUUUCUUGCACUGCGUGCGAGACUGUCUGCCUUUGAGUUAUGUGUUCGUGGUAUAUGAAUGAUCUCUGAGCUAUUGAAACUUCUCUUCAAAAGUGUAAUGUCGUCCAGAUAGCUUGUAAAGGCUGGCCACUCCUCUGGUUCCGAAACCAUCUUCACCAAUUGAGCACAAUCCGUUGCAAAAGUAACCCGGAACUAUCUAAGGUUCCUCAUGCAUUCCAUUGCCCAUAUGAGAGCCUCUAUCUCUGAGUGUAGUGGCGACUGACUCGCUCUUGUAUUCCUUGCUCCCAUUAGUCCAUCAUAACCUUCCAGAGUACUAUACCCGCCUUGUCCUGAAUAUAUAUCCUGAUUUUUCCAGGAUCCAUCCGUAAAACACCAUCUACCUGGUAUGGUCGGGAUUGCCGCUGGUACAGGUAACCGAGUGUGGUCCAUUCCCUGAUUCUGAGAAUUUUGCGCUUCCAAACAAAAGUAACGAUUCCGUUUUUGCCAAUUUGAGAGUAUCUCUCGGGUCCAUAUCCAAAUUGCUAAAAACUUUGUUGUUUCUACCCUUCCAUAUAUGCCAGAGAAUCCAUGCAAAAUGAUGAUCCUCCAUUUCGGGGGAGACUCUCCAAAAUAGAUGAUCCAUAUUGGUAAAUAAUGAUUGAGUAGGAAAUAUUUCCGGAUUCGUUGGGAUCCGUGAAAGUGUCCAGCCUUGAAUCACCGGUGGACAUUCAAAAAAUACAUGAUUAAUUGACUCUUCGGGAGCUCCACAUCGGUCACAAAUUGUAUCUCCUUGCAUUCCUCUUGACCUCAAAUUGUUCUUAACCGCUAUACAUCCUGUCAAUAGUUGCCAUAAAAAAUGUUUCAUCGUAGGUGGACAGCGUACUUUCCAACAAAACGCCUUCAGCGGGGUUGCCAAAGGACCAUACAGGGGUGGCGUACUUUCUCUGUCCGGAUACACUCGCUCCACUUCAUAUCCAGAUUUAACCGUGUAUUUCCCAUUGUUUGUGAAAUGCCAACCAUUCCGAUCUUCUGUAUGAAAUCUACUUAAAGGAAUACUUUCAAUAAUUUUCACAUCUUGUGGAUCCACCAGAGUCCUAAUAACCUGUAAAUUCCAUGAUCGCGAUGUUCCAUCAAUAAGAGCAUCCACUGUCAGUUCCAGGUAAAGAUUGUGUUGAUUUUUAUUUGCUGGUCUCGGGCGAGUGGAUGAAAGCCGAGGGUCAUUCCAUACUGAGAUGGAUGAUCCUGUUCCCAUCCUUUUGAUUAGUCCUUUGCUAACCAAAGAUCUAGCAGAGACAAUACUGCGCCAGCCAUAAGAUGACGAGUACGAUCUAAUGGGUUCUAGGGGUGAUGUAUUCCUGAAAUACCUCCUUUUAAAAACCCGAGAAAAUAAAAUAAGUUUGUAAUGAGUUUGUAAGAUAAUUAUAGUGCUUGCUCGUAGGACUCUGAGCGAUGGCCAAGUAAAUGUAUACUUCUUGCAUCUUUUUUGAUGGGUCUAUACAUAAAUUAUUUAAAUUAUUGGACUGUUUUGUUUACUUGGAAAGAAACAUGCUACUUUCUAAUUGUUGGGCUUUCAAUUUUCGAAAACCAUUUAAAACAAUUGAAAAAGGUAAUGAAAUUUUUUGUAAUUAAUUGAAAAAUCAAGGGCAUAAUCCGACGAAGGAUUCUGCUUUAUUAGUAUGGAUAACAAUUUAAAUUGAUUAAUUUUCAAAAUACAUUUUAUAAAAAUCUUUAAAAGAAUUUGUUAGAAAGAAAUAUCCUUUCUGUUUCAAAUAAAAACAUUUACUAAAAAAUUAGUUUGUAAGUACAAUAUAUUAUAGUUUCUCUUUUAAAAAUAUUUUU
Messenger RNA from Brassica napus (rape), 9101 nucleotides. RefSeq lists its product as uncharacterized. The coding region runs from base 1613 to 2227 and encodes 204 amino acids. The record is from RefSeq and is a predicted model, not a curated record. The transcript has a single exon. NCBI's taxonomy places the organism in Eukaryota, Viridiplantae, Streptophyta, Magnoliopsida, Brassicales, Brassicaceae.